UAUGACAUCUUUUGUCUGUCAAUUUUAUUUCGCGUUAGACCCGAAAAAUGGAAGAAGCUGUUGCUGUGAAACACGAAGGGAAAAAUAUUGAUAUAAAGCAAGAAAAUUUAGAUAGUUAUAAGUACGAGUUUGACUCUGGAAGCCAAGACAGUAGCAAAAGUGGUAGUGGUGGUUACCAGAGAUGGGCGCCCAAUUUAAAUGGCGUGAGAAAAAGCGCUUUUACGCCGUACAAAUCUGUCCAGUGCACAGCUUUGACGAAUUUACAAAGAGGCAACACGCAGGCGCGAGUUCCAGAAUUGCCCCAGCCAGACAGUAGCUUACAUGCUAAAGCUGGCCGCGGAGAAAUAACGCGCGACGACCUGAAACUGGAGCAAUAUGCCGAUAUUACGGACGAACACGGACUCACGGCUCUGCAUUGGGCUGCUAGUUAUGGCCAGUUAAACAGUUGUCAAGACCUUGUAUGGAGUGGUGCCAACGUCAACAUGAGAGGGCCUGAAGGAGAGACCGCUCUUCACCUGGCUGCAGCCGGCGGACAUCAUGAGGUUGUGAAAUUUCUGUUGACUGAAGGUGCUGAUGCAGACAUACAAGAUGAUUCUGGCAGUACUGCACUAAUGUAUGCAGCUGCCGCUGACUUCCCCUAUACCUGUAAUGAGCUUCUUGUCCGAGGAGCUGAUCUCACUCUCACCAAUGAUUAUGACCAAGAUGCUUACACACUCACCACAACUAAUAAUUGUAAAUUGGCACAAACUGUGAUAGAGAACUUCUUGAUUGGCUGCCUCAGUAAGAUGUGAAGGAACUUGGAGUGGAUUCAUUAUGUUGCUUUGGACAACCAAGGAGUUUCAGUUGCAUCCAUAGUGUUAAAUGAAAUACAGGGAUUUAGUUUUUAAUGUAAAUGUAUUAAAUAUAUAUUUUUAAGUUCAUUAUAUACAAACAAUGUGAUGUGACCAUUUAAGUAUAACUCAAUUACAGACAAUAUCAGAUGUAA
Messenger RNA from Plodia interpunctella (Indianmeal moth), 985 nucleotides. RefSeq lists its product as uncharacterized. Gene Ontology annotation, biological process: regulation of gene expression. Gene Ontology annotation, molecular function: protein binding. Lineage: Eukaryota; Metazoa; Arthropoda; Insecta; Lepidoptera; Pyralidae. Gene Ontology annotation, cellular component: nucleus. The transcript has 5 exons. The coding region runs from base 48 to 791 and encodes 247 amino acids. The record is from RefSeq and is a predicted model, not a curated record.